Molecule: messenger RNA, 2568 nt
Organism: Australozyma saopauloensis
Lineage: Eukaryota; Fungi; Ascomycota; Pichiomycetes; Serinales; Metschnikowiaceae
Product: DEAH-box RNA-dependent ATPase
Exons: 1
Coding region: 1-2568 (855 amino acids)
Cellular component (GO): catalytic step 2 spliceosome; intracellular anatomical structure
Molecular function (GO): ATP hydrolysis activity; ATP binding; helicase activity
Source: RefSeq, a predicted model, not a curated record
AUGCUGAAAAUUACAGGCACAGGGUACCGAAGAAACAAAUGCGAGGACUACGAAGAUGACAAUUCGAAGGAGAACAAUUCUCUUUCUGUUAUGGCUCCUGAAUCGACCACUAGCGUACAUGAACAGUUCACCCAACCAAAUUCAAACUCUGCUAGUGGUGAUAUCCAAAGAAAGCUAAACGAGCACAUCCUACAAUUAAAGGAAGAAGUUCAAUGUUUAAGCCUGCGAACAAAUAUUACCCCUAAGGAAGCUCAUUUACUAAGCGCGAAGCAAGAAUUGUUGAGCACGCUCAGCGAGGACAAACUUUCAAGCGAUGGCACAUAUCAACCUCCAAAAGAAUACACAACGGAAAACGGAAACUUAGAUCGUAAGAGAAAACAGGAAGUGCUUAAACGGCUGUACGAAUAUAGUGAUAGCUUUAGAGAGAAAAGGACUCGACAGGAUAAUCAAUGGGAAAUUGAUCAGCUCAAGAAGGCACAGGAAAUCGUAUCCUCCAACCCAGAUCAAAUACAGCUCACCAAUCAAAAGGAGUACGAAUAUGUCUUUGAUGAAUCACAACUGGUCGAUUAUUCUGAAAGUGCCGAGCUACCUGGAGAAGACAGUGCGACUCAUGAAAAACCCACACACUCAGAUAUACAAGCGGUACGGAAGAGUCUACCGGCUUUCAAACAACGGCAAUCAUUUUUGGAUGUAGUCAAAUCCAAUCAAGUGGUCAUUGUUGUCGGUGAGACUGGAUCCGGUAAGACAACGCAACUUCCACAAUACUUGUAUGAGGAGGGCUAUCAUAAGAGAGCUGGAAAGCAAAAGAUAUUGAAGAUUGGCUGUACUCAACCUAGACGAGUUGCUGCAACAUCAGUUGCUCGUAGAGUUGCCGAAGAAGUUGGAUGUAGUUUGGGAGACGAGGUCGGCUACAGUAUACGGUUCGAAGAUCAAAGCUCCCAGGUCACAGCCAUCAAGUAUCUCACUGAUGGUAUGCUUCUCCGUGAAUUUAUGACUGACCCAAUGCUUACCUCUUACAGUUGCUUAAUGAUUGAUGAAGCUCAUGAGCGAACAGUCUCUACAGAAAUUGUCUUAAGCUUGCUCAAAGAUGUCAUUAAAGAGAGACAGGAUUUACGGCUCAUCAUCGCUUCUGCUACUAUCAAUGCCUCGAAAUUUUCGGAUUACUUCAAUCUGGCACCGAUUUUCAAGAUCCCGGGAAGACGGUUUCCUGUUACCAUUGCGUACACUAAAAACCCUGAAGCAAACUACAUUCAAGCGGCAAUUACCACGGUUUUACAAAUUCAUAUGAAGCAGGAACUACCGGGCGACAUUUUGGUUUUUCUUACGGGGCAAGACGAAAUCGAAACUAUGGAAGAAACCUUAAACGAGGCGAGUCGCAAACUAGGAAAUCUGAUCAAACCUCUUAUCGUUGCACCUAUUUAUGCUAAUCUCCCACCCAAACUUCAGGCAAGAAUCUUUGAGCCGACUCCAUAUAAUUCCAGAAAAGUUGUUCUUGCAACAAAUAUUGCCGAGACCUCCAUUACCAUAGAUGGUAUCAAAUUUGUCAUCGACACCGGAUAUGUAAAAGAGAAUGUAUUCAAUCCGGCAACAGGUAUGGAGAGCUUGGUAGUUGUCCCCUGCUCCCGGGCUUCUGCUGACCAAAGAGCUGGCAGAGCUGGAAGAGUAGGUCCUGGAAAAUGCUACAGACUUUUUACGAAAUGGUCAUUCUAUAACGAGCUUCCCGAGAAUGGGACACCUGAAAUAUUGCGAGCAAAUCUCAGCUCCGUGAUUCUUCUUCUUUUGUCUAUUGGGGUAUCUGACUUGAUAAAUUUCGACUUCAUGGACCCCCCAAGUCAUCAAACAUUGAUAAGAUGCCUCGAAUUAUUAUACUCGUUAGGAGCACUCAACGUGAAAGGGCAGAUAACGGAAACGGGACAAAAAAUGGCGAAAUUUCCAAUGGAUCCGAUGUUUUGUAAAGCAAUUUUAACAAGUGUUGAGUACAACGUGAAAGAUGACAUCUUAUCAAUCAUUUCGAUGCUUUCGGAAUCAUCGAGUCUAUUCUACAGACCGAAAGAUAAAAAGGAACUAGCUGAUAAGAUGAGAGAACGCUUUUUUCACGAGGCGGGUGAUCAUUUGACUUUGUUGAAUAUCUGGCACCAAUGGCGAGACAAUGGGUACUCGAACCUUUGGUGUGAAGACCAUUUCCUACAAUACAGAACUUUAAAAAAAAUAAGGGAAGUCAGAAAUCAAUUGGAGAAGUUGUGUCAAAAGGUGAUUCCGGUAUUCCCGGUUGUUGGCGAGUGUACACCGGACAUCUGUUCAGUUCAAAAAGCGUUGAUGAGCGGCUUCUUUCCAAAUAUUGCUAAGCUUUCUAAACUAGGUAAUAGCUACACACUGCUCAAAAAGAAUCAACCGGUUUACCUUCAUCCAUCCUCGAGGCUUUUCUCAGUUAAACCACCUCCAAAAUACGUUCUCUAUCACGAGCUUGUAUUGACUAGCAAGGAGUACAUGAGAAAUUGCAUGGUUAUCAAUGAGACUUGGAUAGACGAAUUGGCAGGUCAUUAUUAUCAAAAGCAGAUUCAAAACUAA